Molecule: messenger RNA, 744 nt
Organism: Pelecanus crispus (Dalmatian pelican)
Lineage: Eukaryota; Metazoa; Chordata; Aves; Pelecaniformes; Pelecanidae
Source: RefSeq, a predicted model, not a curated record
AUGAGGCUCCAGCUGGAGAAGCAGCUCUUCUUCCUCUCCCUCCUCUGCAUCCUCGCCAAGGUGUGUGCCCAGCUGUGCCGGAGACCAUGCUACUGCCCCUGGAUUCCACCCCGCUGCCCCCGCGGGUCCCCCCUGGUACUGGAUGGCUGUGGCUGCUGCAAGAUCUGCGCCCGGCGCCUGGGAGAGCCCUGUGACUUCCUCCACAUCUGUGACCAAAGCCAGGGCCUUGUCUGUGACUACAGCGCGGCGUCCGCAGGGACAGGAGCCACCUGCAACUUUGAAGACAGCAAUGAGGGCUGUGAGGUGAAUGGCCGAGUCUAUCGAGAUGGGGAGGUUUUCCAACCCAGCUGCAAACUCCACUGCCGCUGCCUGGAUGGGGGCUUCACCUGUAUCCCGCUCUGCCAGGAGGAUGUCCGGCUGCCCACCCCAGACUGCCCCUACCCACGGCGCGUGGAGGUCCCAGGCAAGUGCUGCCCAGAGUGGAUCUGUGAAGCCCGGGACCAUGCCUAGCUCCAACCAUCCUUUUUCCCCUCAUCUCUUUUUCAUCCAGCCCCUGGGGCAGCAUCCCCACUGCUGCCGUACCCCUGCCAGGAGUGGACCACGGAGUGGAGCACCUGCUCGGCCACCUGUGGCUUGGGCUUUUCUACCCGCGUGUCCAACCAGAACCACUACUGCAGGCUGGAGACUCAGAGGCGGCUCUGCAUGGCCAGACCCUGCCUGGCUCUGCCGGCAGCAUCCCCAGCA